AUGAGGCAGGUGGUGGUGGUGUUCGCGGACAAGAUGACCACAGGGGAGCUGAUGCGGCGGGCCAAGCAGCUGGACGUCACUCACGACCCUCGUCUGGAUCGGCUCCGACGCCUGGGCACGAUAUCGGUGCAGCCGCUGGUGGAGAACCUCAGCGGAUUCGAUGACUACAUGGCCGGCCUGGACCCGCUGGCUCUCCCACUGGCGCGCAACCCGUGGCUGGCCGAGUUCUGGGAGGACACGUUCGCCUGCGCGCUGCCCGGGGCAGCCGGCGGGGCAGACGGCAGGGCAGCCGGCGAGGUAGCAGCGAACCGGGCCGACCGCCCCGCGUGCGACCCUACGCUGCGUCUGACCGAGCAGAGCGGGUACAGACAGCAGAAGUACCUGCACUUCGUUCGGGACGCCACGUGGGCCUUCGCCAACGCCCUCAAUGACAUGCAUCUGGACCUAUGCAAGGGUCAGCCGGGGUUGUGCUCAGGCAUGCAGCACAUCGAGGGCUACACCUUACGCCAAUACCUGUCCAAGGUCCACUUCAAAGACCAGAACAACCAAUCGUUUCGGUUUCUGAACGGCAGCGGCGAGGGUCCUCCACGCUACUCGAUCUUGAAUUUCCAGCGUGACAAGCAAGGAGGCUACUUCUGGAAGAACGUUGGCCAGUACUCGUUGACGGAGGACGGAUCCUCCAACCUGGUGCUGCGCAGGGAGGAGAUCCUGUUCAAGGCUGGUGGACGCCGCGACUUUCCUACCUCCGAGUGCGGCACCCCCUGCCUGCCGCACCAGGUCAAAGUGAAGAAGGAGAACGACCUCUGCUGCUGGACAUGCCGCACGUGCGGCAGCUACCAGGUGGUGCGGGACGACUACGACUGCGAGGAGUGCAAGCCCGGCUUCCUGCCGUCGCCCAACCAGCGCCACUGCAUGAUCGUGCCGGUCACCUUCGUCGACUACUCCAGCCCCUGGGCAGUGGUCGCCAUGACGUUCGCGGCGUUCGGGAUCGUGGUGACCGUGCUGUGCGGUCUGAUCUUCGCCGCGCACGCCUCCACGCCCGUCAUCAAGGCCUCGGGCCGCGAACUCAGCUACCUGCUGCUCGUCGGCAACCUGCUCUCGUUCGGCAUGACCUUCCUGAUCGUGGCCCGCCCCACGGACGCCACAUGCGGCCUGACGCGCUUCUUCCUCGGGCUCUGCUACACCGUCUGCUACGCGGCCAUCGUCACCAAGACCAACCGCACGUCGCGCAUCUUCACGCGGCGGCCGGUCAAGCACCGCACGCGCUACACGUCGCCGCAGUCGCAGCUGGUCAUCACGGCCAUCCUGACGUCGGUGGAGGUGGUCGUCAACGCCAUCUGGCUGCUGUACCGGCCGCCGGCCACGCUCGUGAUCUCGCCGACGCGGGAGCAGCGCGUGCUCAUCUGCGACGGGCUGGACGACAGCUCCUACCUAAUCGGCCUGAUCUAUCCGCUGAUCCUGAUCGGCUUCUGCACAAUAUACGCCGUCAAGACGCGCAAGUGUCCGGGCGGCUUCAACGAGGCGCGCUACAUCGUCUUCACCAGCUACACCACCUGCGUGCUCUGGCUGGCCUUCGUGCCGCUCUACAUCGCCGCCACCGACCAUGCCCUGCGCACCGUCACGCUGGCUAUGUCGCUCUCUCUCAGCGGUCUGGUGCAACUGGCCUGCCUCUUCUUCCCCAAGAUAUACGUGGUGGUCUUCAAGCCGGAAAAGAACACACGGGAUGCCGUGAUGGCGCACCGCUCCCACGCGUUCAUCCCCACGUGUCAUUCAACACCCGUGGUGCUCAUCAACGGCACCAGCAGGGGUGUGUACGCCCGCUGCAGGCGUGGACCGCCGCUCUGCUGCCGCCAGGACAUCUCCACUUCGUCGGGCUCCGACAGUCAGGGCGCCCCGGCCGCAGGGGCCGUCUCGAGCCCGCUGCGGCUGGACUUUACCCGGUUCAACCACAUCACCUCCCUGAGAGCACCUGUCACCGGCAGCGGCAAUGUCAGCGCCGCCAGCGCACUCAGGCGGCGCAAACACUCGGUGUGAAGCGCCGCUGUGACGUCACGAUGGGCGCGUCCAAUGUGGCGCGCCACUCAGCGAUGGGAGCG
This is a messenger RNA of Pollicipes pollicipes, 2096 nucleotides long. RefSeq names its product metabotropic glutamate receptor. Gene Ontology annotation, molecular function: G protein-coupled receptor activity. Lineage: Eukaryota; Metazoa; Arthropoda; Thecostraca; Pollicipedomorpha; Pollicipedidae. Gene Ontology annotation, cellular component: membrane. Bases 1 to 2034 code for a protein of 677 amino acids. The transcript has 12 exons. The record is from RefSeq and is a predicted model, not a curated record. Gene Ontology annotation, biological process: G protein-coupled receptor signaling pathway.